AUGCCCCAAACGCUGAGUUCUACCAGUAUGUUUACCCCAUGUGGCUUCAGCCCUCAUCUACAUACGUCAAAAGAAGAUGAACAAGGAGGACUGAUCUUCCAGGAUGGAAACCUUACCUCAGCAUCUCUGGAUGCUCUAAUCCAGCAUCUGAUACCUACCACUGAUUACUACCCUGAAAAAGCAUAUAUCUUCACAUUUUUGUCCCGAGUUUGUCACAAGUGCAUUGAGCAGCAGCGGCUGGACGACCCCGUGCUGGACAAGGCUCGGAUCAGAAAAUUUGGACCCAAAAUCUUACAGUUGCUGACAGAGUGGACAGAGACAUUCCCGUAUGACUUUCAAAAGAUUGGCCACCUGAAAGACAUGAUUCACAGGAUAGCCCCAUGUGAUGAGGCCUACUGGAAAAAAAUGAAUCAGCUUUUGCAAACCCUGAAUCAGAAGCUUGCAGCCCUCAGCCAUGGGCAAGAAGGGAUUGUCAAGAUCAGUGCUGCUGUCUCUGAUAAGCUGGUUGCCUUUAAAAGUAAACCUCCAUCAAUUCAGAGAGAAAUCCUGAGCGUCUGCAGUGACCCUUACACUCUGGCGCAGCAGCUGACACAUGUGGAGCUGGAGAGGCUAAGUCACAUUGGACCUGAGGAGUUUGUGCAGGCAUUUGUACAUAAAGACCCUCUGGAUGGCACCAAGACUUGUUUCAGUGAGCAGAAGAAGACAAGUAACCUUGAGGCCUAUGUGAAAUGGUUCAAUAGACUCUGCUAUCUUGUAGCAACAGAAAUUUGCAUGCCUGCAAAAAAGAAACAGCGAGCACAAGUCAUCGAAUUCUUCAUUGAUGUUGCCCGAGAGUGCUUUAACAUAGGGAAUUUUAAUUCGCUGAUGGCAAUCAUUUCUGGAAUGAACAUGAGUCCAGUUUCCAGGCUAAAGAAGACUUGGUCAAAAGUGAAAACAGCCAAAUUUUUCAUUCUUGAGCACCAGAUGGACCCUACCGGUAACUUCUAUAACUACAGAACGGCAUUGCGGGGGGCUGCUCACAGGUCCCUCACCGCACACAGCAACAGGGAGAAGAUUGUGAUCCCCUUCUUCAGCCUAUUGAUCAAAGACAUUUAUUUUUUGAAUGAAGGAUGUGCUAAUCGCCUUCCAAAUGGACAUGUCAACUUUGAAAAAUUUCUGGAACUGGCUAAGCAAGUAGGAGAAUUUAUAACAUGGAAGCAAGUGGAAUGUCCCUUUGAACAAGACCCUAACAUCAUCCACUACUUGCAUACUGCUCCCAUUUUUACUGAAGAUGGUUUGUAUCUGGCUUCCUAUGAAAGUGAAAGUCCGGAAAACCAGACAGAAAAAGACAGGUGGAAAUCACUAAGAUCCACUAUUUUAGGAAAGACUUGA
Messenger RNA from Leptosomus discolor (cuckoo roller), 1371 nucleotides. It is a transcript of the gene RASGEF1C, whose product is annotated as RasGEF domain family member 1C. Gene Ontology annotation, cellular component: plasma membrane. Lineage: Eukaryota; Metazoa; Chordata; Aves; Leptosomiformes; Leptosomidae. Gene Ontology annotation, biological process: Ras protein signal transduction. Gene Ontology annotation, molecular function: guanyl-nucleotide exchange factor activity. The record is from RefSeq and is a predicted model, not a curated record.